UUUUAAUAUUUGUUAGGGAACGGUUCGUAUUUCGUUGGGUAGGAAAAAAUCAUUUUACUUUUACAGUUUUUAUUAACAAUGGAUUUUGAGACUGUUGAUUCGGUGUGUGAAAAUUUAUUUUCAGCUCAAAAUUUUUUUGCACUGCACGAGCGGCAAGUAAACAAACAAAAUUACAUUGACAUGGUGAGCACGGCGAUCGAGGAUCUCGACAAGUUCCGCUUGGAGAACGGUGGCGGAGAUGCUCGCGGAUCGUUGCUGCUGGGCGUCGGCUACUGUGGCAACAUGAACGAUGGCUCGACUACAGAUGCAACGGUAACAGCAGCGGUAUCAACAGAUGCAACAUCAGCAAUUGAAACAGGAUCAACAGAGCCGUUGACACCCAAUGACAAUGACGAGGCCACAAAUUCAUUAGAUUUUGACCUUUUGACAAUGAUGGGCUAUUGUGCCCCAACCGAUGGCAUCGCGCGACUCUGUCAGCCAAGUCCAGCACCACCGACCAUACAGAUUGCCGAUGAAAUAUAUGCACUUCGGUUGGAUACAAUCUUUGUAUUGGGCAUGCGUCAGAAUUUGACCAAGAAUGAUAUCGUAGUGUUCUUUGGCAAAAUUGGCCGCAUCAAGAUGGAUGAGCUGACCAUGAAGCCAAAGAUAUUUGUGUACAAGAAUAAGCUGACGGGGCGCUCGAAGGGUCAGGCGACCAUUACCUAUACGAACGCCUAUGCUGCUCAGGCGGCCAUACAAUAUUUAAAUGGAUCGAAAUUUCUGGGCCAUGUGCUCAGCGUUGUGCCCGCCUACCUUUCAACACGCCCGGGCAAAAGCGUACGUUUCUGUUACGCCCAGGAAACGGGUAUCGAGCAACAGCGUCGUCAGCGCCAGAAGAAAUGGAAGCCCGCCUACGACAAUUGGGUCUGUGAGCUGUGCAGGAAUAGCAACUUUGUGUGGCGCAUGACCUGCAAUCGUUGCAGGGUCAGCAAGUCGGAUGCCGGCGCCAUGUCCACAGUUGGUCAGACUCUGUGGCGUCCGCGGAAGCACGAUUGGAAUUGUUGCUAUUGCUUCAAUGACAACUUUUGGUAUCGUCAAAAAUGCAAUCGCUGCAAUGCACCCAAGACGGAUUUGCACUCCAUCUCGGAAACAGAUAGAGUAACGUGGGAGCUGGCCAUUCGGCAGACUUCAGUAGUUUAAUUUUUUUAUAAAUUUUUUUUUUUUUGAAUAAGUAACUUGACACUUUUAUAGGGCUGGCAGGUUUUGUACUUUCCCAUGUCAAUGGUAAACAAUAAAUGAAAAAUGAGCUCUCUACAUGUAAACUUCUAAAGACAUAUCAAAUUUAAUAAAAUUUCUAGAUGUAUAAAGUA
Molecule: messenger RNA, 1349 nt
Organism: Drosophila grimshawi
Lineage: Eukaryota; Metazoa; Arthropoda; Insecta; Diptera; Drosophilidae
Product: transcription initiation factor TFIID subunit 15
Exons: 1
Coding region: 79-1179 (366 amino acids)
Biological process (GO): regulation of DNA-templated transcription
Cellular component (GO): nucleus
Molecular function (GO): RNA binding; transcription coregulator activity
Source: RefSeq, a predicted model, not a curated record